Cetraspora pellucida is the source of this 382-nucleotide messenger RNA. The record is from the annotation of a GenBank genome assembly. Lineage: Eukaryota; Fungi; Glomeromycota; Glomeromycetes; Diversisporales; Gigasporaceae.
GGAUGACGUUAUUGAGAAUAAAGGAAUUUUAAAAAGAACAACUGAAUAUAAUGUUAGCCAUGCUAAAGGUGCAAAUCUAGAUUUAUGUAAAGAUGCAAAUAGGGCAGUUUAUAAGAGUAGAUCAAGAUCUAUUUCUAAGAGUCAAUGUAUCUUGUGUGUGGUAAGCGCAAUUUCUUUAAUUACAAAAAUUGUCAGUUCAAUUUUGACAAAAUCUAUGGAAGCUCGUGGUCCAAAUAUACCAAUUGUUGCAUUGCUCAUGGAAGGAUUACGUGACAAAUGUAUAGAACCAGGAAUAACCGAUUAUCUUACUAAACCCCUUAAAACCAAACAACUUGAAACUGUUUUAACAAAAUGGAUUAGUAAUUAUCAAAAAUCAAAAUAA